Myxocyprinus asiaticus (Chinese sucker) is the source of this 2043-nucleotide messenger RNA. RefSeq lists its product as uncharacterized. NCBI's taxonomy places the organism in Eukaryota, Metazoa, Chordata, Actinopteri, Cypriniformes, Catostomidae. The record is from RefSeq and is a predicted model, not a curated record. Bases 825 to 1604 code for a protein of 259 amino acids. The transcript is spliced from 2 exons.
UAAAAAAAAUAAAAAUACGACUGACUGUCUUUAAAGGGAUAGUUCACUAAAUAAUGAAAAUUAUGCCAUAAUUUUCUCACCCUCAUGUCGUUCCAAACCCGUUUGACUUUCUUUCUUGCACUGAAUACCAAAGGAGAAGUUUAGCAGAAUGUCUGAGCUACUUUGCAUACAUUGAAAGUAGGGCUGCAACUAAUGAUUAUUUUGAUAAUCGACUAAUCUAAUGAUUAUUAGAAUGAUUAUUUGACUAUUCGGUCGAUUAUUGCGACGAUUAAUCAUUAGCUCUUAACCGACUAUUCAGCUUGUGCCCCGACAUAAAAGGUUGUAUUAAACGUGCUUACUAACAAUACAGAGGACAAAAUCAUCUUUUAAAUAACAUUAAUUGAAUUACAAGAAAAAAAUCCUUGAAUUAUUAUUAAGUUGAAUUCAUUAAAAAAUUCAUUGCAAAAAAGCCUAUUGUGUCCUGUAAUUCUGUAGUGUUUUUGUCUUGUUUUCCAUUUAAAAUGAUCAAACAAGAUACAUUUACUUGAGAAGAAACAUAUUCUCUGAUAUAAACUUUUUCUUCUGCAGUAUAGCUUCUAAAGUAAAUAUAUGUAAGGAGUUUUAGAUAUUUAUAUUGGAAAACAAAUAAAAUAACCUUUAUUUUUUUAUUUUAUUUUUAUUUUAUUUUUUUUGCAUUGUAUAAUGGGCUAAGACUAAACUCUCUCACCUUUUUGUUAACUUGGAUCCAUUUUUAACUCACAAAAAAAAAACUUUCUUCUUAAUAGAGCUGUAUAUCUUCGAUUUUCUUUACAAUAAAGUACAGACCAUGACACAUACAGUAUAUUAUGAUUCACUAUGUUGCGAGCCAUCAUGAUGGCAUGAUGAUGGCUGCCUCGGUGUGGAGCUCCUCAGUUCUAUUGUUGUUUUUGUUUGUGUGUCCUGUGUUUAGUAAUCUUUUUCCAGUCAGUUUUAACAGAGACGAACUGCUGAACAUUCGACAUCAUGUACCAGACAAUCUUUUCCUGGUUUUUGAAUAUUCAGACUUUUUGCUAGACAUUUUAGUUGGAGGCGCAGCUCUGCUGUUCAAGAGACGCAGGCGAGGUAGACGAGCCGGUGCGCUGGUCAAACUCCGUAGAUGCGGAUUUCGAACAGCGCUGCAGAGUAUUCACUUACCGAAUCUCCGCUCUCUUCCUAACAAAACGGACGAACUACAUCUCCUCACCCACACAAACAAGGACUUUUCAAACUCUGCUGCCUUGUGCUUCACAGAAACCUGGCUGAGUGAAGCCAUUCCGGACAGCGCGUUACAUCUGCCGGGCUUCCAGCUGUUCAGAGCGGAUCGCAUCACGGAGUUAACGGGGAAAACGAGAGGCGGUGGAACAUGCUUUUAUAUCAGUGAAAGUUGGUGUACAGAUGUAACAACGUUAAAGAGGAUGUGCUGUCCUAAUUUGGAAGCGUUCUUUAUUAACUGUAAGCCUUUCUACUCGCCGCGGGAGUUUUCCUCGUUUAUUUUGGCAGAAAUUAAAAUCAACCAAGCCAGUAGUAAUGACUGUAAAGAGAUGGACCAACGAAGCAGAGCGGGAACUACAAGCCUGCUUCGAUUGCAUGGAUUGGAGUGUUUUUGAGGCUGCAGCCACAGACCUGGACGAGCUCACAGAUACUGUUACAUCAUGUAUCAGUUUCUGUGAGGAUAUGUGCAUUCCUACUAGGACUUAUUUAAAGUUCAACAAUGACAAACCUUGGUUUACAGCAGAGCUCAGGCAACUUCAUCAGGCCAAAGAGGAUGCUUACAGGGGUGGGGAUAAUGUCUUGUACAAUCAGGCCAUGAACACACUGAACAGGGAAACCAGAGUGGCUAAAAGGAUAUACUCUGAGAAGCCGAAAAACAAGUUUUCAGCUAACGACCCUGCAUCAGUGUGGAGUGGCAUGAAACAACUCUCAAAUUACAGGACUCCUACCCCCAACCCUGUAGGACACCAAAAACUGGCUGACGACCUGAAUGUGUUCUACUGCAGAUUUGAAAGGCCCACUCUGACCUUCACUUCACACAAACACCAACACCUC